Symbiodinium sp. CCMP2456 is the source of this 1581-nucleotide messenger RNA. The record is from the annotation of a GenBank genome assembly. NCBI's taxonomy places the organism in Eukaryota, Dinophyceae, Suessiales, Symbiodiniaceae.
AUGGCGCGCCGUAGGUUCUUGCUUCUGUGGUGUGCCCUUACAGCAAUACUGUCGGCCAGGGUGAAGCCUUGCCGGGGAUGGAGCUCAUGCCUUUCGAAAAGACCAGGACGAAGGCCACUUGCUGUCCAGAGGCAGGCAGUCACAAGUAGAGAACUGCAGCCUGCAAGAUUUCGAUGGGCAAGCGCGGCUGGAUGGCACCGAGCCUUGAAGAUACUUGAGGAGCGCUAUGGCGAGCAGUACGAUGCAAGCAACAUGACUUGGGCUUGGUGGAGAGCUAAUAUUAGGAAUGCAAAGUCGAAAAUCGAGGUGACCUGCAAGAUAUGUGGCCAUCGCUCAAAGAGCGCUUCACUGACCAGUUUGCAAAGUGGUUAUGCACCUGGAUGUUUCUGCAACGGCGGCGUUCGCUGGUCCAGUCGGGAAGGGCAUGCUCGUUGCCUUUCGAUGCUGAAGGAUCGCUAUGGCGAGCAGUACGGUGCGAGCCGCAUGACGUCGGCUUGGUGGGGUGAGAACAUUAAGGAUUGUUCUUCGACAAUCGAUGUGACCUGCAAGACAUGUGGCCAUCGCUCAAAGAGCGCUUCACUGACCAGUUUGCAACGUGGUUAUGCACCUGGAUGUUUCUGCAACGGCGGCGUUCGCUGGUCCAGUCGGGAAGGGCAUGCUCGUUGCCUUUCGAUGCUGAAGGACCGCUAUGGCGAGCAGUACGAUGCGAGCCGCAUGACGUCGGUUUGGUGGAGUGAGAACAUUAAGGAUCGAUAUUCGACAAUCGAUGUGACCUGCAAGAAAUGUGGCCAUCGCUCAAAGAGCACUUCACUAAGCAAUUUGCAAAAUGGUCGAGCGCCUGGAUGUUUCUGCAACGGCGGCGUUCGCUGGUCCAGUCGGGAAGGGCAUGCUCGUUGCCUUUCGAUGCUGAAGGACCGCUAUGGCGAGCAGUACGGUGCGAGCCGCAUGACGUCGGCUUGGUGGAGUGAGAACAUUAAGGAUCGAUAUUCGACAAUCGAUGUGACCUGCAAGGAAUGUGGGCAUCGCUCAAAGAGCACUUCACUGAACAGAUUGCAAAGUGGUCGAGCGCCCGGAUGUUUCUGCAACAAGAAGACAGAAGGGAAGCUGAGACGGUGGUUGGUCACAGAAUACCCGAAUUCGCUCAUUACCUCGCAGGUGCGGGGGUGUACGAAUCCAGACACUGGGCGGCACCUACCUUUCGAUUUUGGAUUGUACAAAGAUUCCAUUUUGAUUGAGCUGGAUGGUGACAUUGGCCACUUCGGGCGGGGGUGGGGAGGAGCCCCGGACGAUCGGGGAGUGCCGCAGAGAGACUUUCAUAAGGAGUACUGGGCGAUGCAACAAGGCAAAGUAGUAGUGCGAUUGUUGCAGACAGAUGUGCACCAAGAUUCUUGGCCCUGGCAGGACUUUCUAACUUCCGCGAUCCAGCAUGCAAAUUGCUUGACCCAGCCAUGUGUGCUCACACAGGAUGCAGCGCCGUACAAGAGCGGCAUCUAUCGCAAGCUGCGCGCGGAUGUUGCUUGCAAGAGAGGACAGUUCCCUCCAAGCGGCAUUCCCUACCUGGAGUAUGGCCCUAAACCCUAA